AUGCUCUCGACCCAACCUUCUUCCUCUGAAUCGCGAAAAUCUUUUCGCUUUCAUCGGUGGGGAUCACACGAUUCACUCAACCUCGUUCUCGCUCAGGUGCGGUAUGUAGGAAUCACGUCGUGGUGGUGUGGCUUGAAAAUUGUUCGUUGCGUGUUGAUUUGGUUGGGAUAUAGCAGGGCAUUAUGGUUGGUUAUGUCAUGGUUAUUGGCAAUUGAUGGUGGCUGCUACAUUAGUUUUUUCUUGGCUUGGCAAUACUACUUAUUUCUCAUUCACUUUUGUAAAUUUAUGAAUCAAAUGGGCUAG
Molecule: messenger RNA, 303 nt
Organism: Lathyrus sativus (Indian pea)
Lineage: Eukaryota; Viridiplantae; Streptophyta; Magnoliopsida; Fabales; Fabaceae
Source: the annotation of a GenBank genome assembly